Messenger RNA from Periophthalmus magnuspinnatus, 3832 nucleotides. RefSeq names its product StAR-related lipid transfer (START) domain containing 13a (gene stard13a). The transcript is spliced from 14 exons. The coding region runs from base 344 to 3595 and encodes 1083 amino acids. Gene Ontology annotation, biological process: regulation of Rho protein signal transduction; actin cytoskeleton organization; signal transduction. The record is from RefSeq and is a predicted model, not a curated record. Lineage: Eukaryota; Metazoa; Chordata; Actinopteri; Gobiiformes; Gobiidae. Gene Ontology annotation, molecular function: protein binding; GTPase activator activity; lipid binding.
CUCGUCAGUGCGUCAGUCCCGCAUGGAGAAGUUAUUUGGAGACGUUUACGCGCCCGCAGCAGCGCAUCGGAAAGGACAUCACAGACGCGCUGGAUACGAUGAACUGUGAGCGUUUGGCAGGUCAUACAUUCAAGUGAUACUGAGCUUUUCGUGCGCGCUACCGCAGGAAGGUGACGCAGGUACGACGCGGUGACGACUAUUGCGGCAGCGGUGGCGGCGGGACGAAGUGAAAGCGAAAUUUGACCGGAAUAACGGGACGCCGAGGAUUUUACCGGUGACAGUGACAGAAGAGCGAGGAGCUGAUCUGGGAACUACGAAGGAAUAUGCAUUGGAGUGGACAGCAAUGAGCAGCCAGCGAAAGUCGGCGAAGCUACAGCUGCGGCGGUCGAUCAGUGAGCAACUGCGGGACUCCACGUCCAAAGCCUGGGACCUGCUGUGGAGGAAUGUCCGGGAGAGACGUUUGGCAGAGAUUGAGGCGAAGGAGGCCUGUGAUUGGCUGAGAGCUGCUGGAUUUCCACAGUACGCACAGCUAUAUGAAGAUGCACAGUUUCCAAUCGAAAUUUCUUCUGUGAAAAGGGACCAUGAUUUUCUGGACAGAGAUUUGGUGGAGCCACUGUGCCGGCGGCUCAACACUCUGAACAAGUGUGCCUCCAUGAAACUGGAUGUCAGCCAUCAAAGGAAGAAAGGAGAGGACUCAGAUGAAGAUGACCCACUGGCGAUUAGCAAGAGGUGGACCUUUGAGUGGAGCAGCCGUCGUUGGUCGCGCCUCCAAGACUUCCUGUUGGACUCAGCCAAUGACAGCAGUCCGAUGGGGCAGGGGGUGGGGCUUCACAGCACAGUUAGCAGCGAGAGUGUCCUUACAGACUUGAGUGAGCAGGAAAUCACUGAAAUAUCCUCCAUCCAUAGUGAGGACUCAACGCUAGCCAUGCCUGAUUCAAUAUCUAUGGCGUCACUGUCCGCCUCCUACCAGCCACCUCGAGAGAUUCCUCAUUACAACACUCUACCAAUCAAGAGGCACAGUCAGGGGGGACGGAGCAAAGCCAAGGAGUUUUUGAGGAAGAUGGAGUUGAUGCGGACAUGGGGGCCUUCGACAAGGAGGAAAAGCUCAAAUCGAAGGCCACCAUUGGUCAUCAGUGGGCCUGUCCUGCAAGGGGAAGAGCCACUGGCACUACAGGUGCUACAGUGUACACCUAUCAGCCAAUUAGAGAAUGGCAACAAACUCAACCACCAAAAUAAUGACAAUAGUGACUCUGUCAGUCCUGUUAGCAACCAUAAGGAUAUGUCUACAGCGGAUAGCCCCAAUGCUGACACUGUGAUGCCUACUUUAAAUGAGACCAGUCCCAAACUGCGCAUCGCCAACAAGAGGAGCAGUAAGUAUUUGGAGGACAUGGAGCUGCCUUCCCAGGGCAAAAGGACAGAGUGUGGUCAGACUCAGUUUGGGAAGAACCAGUUCCACUCUUACGAAAACCUCCUAAUCCACAUCCCCAAAGACCACAAACCAGGCACUUUUCCAAAAGCAUUAUCUAUUGAGAGUCUAGCGCCCGCCUCGGGGGACAACAGCCCUCAGACUGAAGUUCCUAAAAAUGGACUAAGUGAACAUUGGUCAGGUAAACCCCUUUCCAAACCAUGUCCCGGGGCACCUCGAGGUAGCAGGGUCAGUGUGUAUGACAAUGUACCCGGGUCGCACCUAUAUGCCAGCACUGGGGACCUCUUGGACUUAGAAAAAGAAGACAACCUAUUUCCUCACCUGGACGACAUCAUUCAGCAUGUGAGUGGCCUGCAGCAGAUCGUGGACCACUGGAGUCGGAGCGUCCUGCCCAAAGGGGACAUGGGGGAGGAGGAGGGGGAGGACAGGGCCACCCCGAGCGAAGGAGACAGGGACGGAGUGUCUCUCAAUGACACAGACUCAACAGGGACCAGUCGAGAGAGACGAGACUCUGGGGUGGGAGCGUCUCUUACAAGACCACGUCUACGCUGGCCCAGUUUUCAGACCUCUGAUCAUCUCAACCAGCCCUCCUCGUCCCUUCACAUUAGCAGCCAGUCUGCAGGACAGCUCAGUCUGCUGCAGAAGUUCUCUCUCCUGCGCCUCACUGCCAUCAUGGAGAAAUACUCCAUGUCCAAUAAGCACGGAUGGACCUGGUCUGUGCCCAAGUUUAUGAAGCGCAUGAAAGUGCCUGACUACAAAGAGAAGAGUGUUUUUGGAGUGCCCCUCAUCGUACAUGUCCAGCGCUGUGGGUUUCCUCUCCCCCUGUGCUUACAACAGGCCCUCAGCCACCUCAGAGCACACUGUCUGGACCAGGUGGGGCUGUUUCGCAAAUCAGGAGUGAAGUCUCGUAUCCAAGCUCUUAGGCAGCAGUGUGAAGUGUCUCCGGACUUUGUGAGCUACGAGGACCAGUCGGCAUAUGACGUCGCUGACAUGGUCAAACAGUUCUUCAGAGACCUGCCUGAACCACUCCUCACCAGUAAACUCGGGGAGACCUUUCUCCACAUUUAUCAGUAUGUGCCAAAGGAGCAGAGACUGCAGGCUGUCAGGGCGGCCAUCUUGUUGAUGCCAGAUGAAAACAGAGAGGUGUUGCAGACAUUGCUGUUCUUCCUCCGGGACGUGACUUCGAUGGUGGAGGAGAACCAGAUGACUCCAAUGAACUUAGCUGUUUGUUUGGGACCAUCGCUUUUUCACCUGAGUUUACUCAAGAAUGAAUCUCUAUCACCAAGAUCUAUCCAGAGGAAGUACACAACGGGGCGUCCAGAUCAGAAAGAUUUAAAUGAGAACUUGGCUGCUACCCAGGGGCUAUCACAUAUGAUCGCUGAGUGCUACCGCCUUUUUCAGAUUCCAGAGGAGAUGGUGACACAGUCCAGGAACUCGUACAUGGAGGCAGAGCUGCUGGCGCCGCCUCUGGACGAGCUCGGUAAAGUCCAUGAUGAGGAGGUGGAUGAGGAGAAUGAAGAGGAAGACGAGGAAGCGUCCUAUCACACACACAUUGAAAACCUGAUCCAGAAUCUUCUGAAAGAGGCCAAAGACAAGAGCAAAGGCUGGGUGUCCCGGCCCACAAUUGACUACACUGAGCUGGCCUUCAAAAAGGUGGGAGAUGGUAACCCUCUCCGGCGCUGGAGGAUCAGUCUGGAGGUGUCAGCAGCUCCCUGUGAGGUGCUGCAGCGGUUGUUGAAAGAGCGCUCCUUGUGGCAGACCGACCUAACGCAGGAGAAGGUCCUGGAAACUCUGGAUAAACAGACAGAUGUGUAUCAAUACUCCUGCCGCAACAUGGCACCUCAGUCUAGCUCCGACUAUGUGGUACUAAGGUCUUGGCGCACAGACCUGCACAGAGGCUCCUGCGCUCUGGUGUAUGUCUCAGUGGACCAUGAGGACAGCCCUCGGACUGGAGCUUUGAAGGGGGUGGUCCUGGAGUCCCAGUACCUUCUGGAGCUCAGCGGGACGGGGCGCACCAGACUCACCCACAUCUGCAGAGUGGAUCUCAGGGGAAGAUCUCCAGAAUGGUACAAUAAAGCUUUUGGUCACCUCUUGGUAAAUGAAGCCCAGAGGAUCAGAUCCUCCUUCCAGACCACGGAUCCAGCCCAGAGUCCUGAAGCCAAACUCUGACCUAGAAAUCAAACUUUUUCUCGGGGGGACACUGUCACAUCAGCGGGACACACAGACAGACAGAUGUGAGACUACAUUUCCCAAGGUGGACAGUGACCCGGAGACCAACCAUUUUGCUGCUGAACCAAUCUGAGCUUCACUGCACCACAUUGUACUGAACUACAGUCAUUUACAAUCACAAAAAAAUACUGAUAAAAUGGCUUUAGUGAGCUAUACAAACAUACAAUCAUUUUUAUU